AUGGUGCAGAGCAGUAAGCCAACGGUAGUACAACUAUACGCAGUUACUACCGGACUGUCGCAGAUCAGUAAGAUUUUAAAGGCUCAUACGUCCUUUAUUUUAUCCAUAUAUUAUUUCUGCACACAUAUUUCCAGCGCUGCAACGGGUCGGCGCAUUCAACGGUUUCCAAGCGUUUGUGAUAACACUAAAUUCUGGGGAUAUUGUUCUGCAAGAUGCUGACUGCAACAACACGUACGGAGUCUGUCAGAAGUUUUGUAAUCAAGGUACGGGCUUCUUCCAUUCCUUUUUUAGCGAGGAGUAUAAUUCCGGUCACCGGACUCCUCAGUUUGACGUGCGCCGACGCUAUAGUCCCGUACCGUGUCGCGUGGCAAAAAAUAUAUACCUCGAUUUUCCGACUUCAAAAGAGAAGGACGUACUACAUCUCUUACGCACCCUAGAACAUCCACGAAUCAAUUUUUAGCAAUGUGAUGUGGUCUAGGAUUGUACAGUGCCUCUUUAAGGUUGACGCAGGCUUUAUUUUUCAGCAGAGUUUUGUCGGCUUUACUGUAAUCCGAUAUGUUGCACAAGCGAAGAGCAACGGACCAAACUUUGCUCUACCGUCGCUGAGUGGGCCUACCCACACAAUUCGACAAAGUUCCGUGUAACUGGCCCAUACUUCCAAACCGACACCGGAGCUGGGAUUUGGGCUGAGGACGAACUUUGGCUCCAUAGCACACGUGGCACAACAAAUGUCGGUUCGGUAGCGAUUGCGCUGCAGGUCGUGCGGAAAGCGUUUUUUGGACGGGGCGGCGUGUAAGUACGGGUUGAGCCAACAAAAAUAAAUAUUUUUCAAAAUAAUUGAGAAAUUAAGGAUAAGAAUUUGCAAGUGUUUUUAUUGAUCCCAAUAUUUUGUGAGAUAACGGCAAUGCGAUUAAACUCUGACUGACCGUUCCUCUUUAUUGCGCUUUUCAAUCUCCACAUUUGACUGGCCGCCCCAGUUGUCAGGUUACCGGGUGUUGCCCACCAACCCGCCACUCAGUUCCUGGAGUUACCUUAGUAAUGUCUAAUAUAACCCGACAUUUUUUAGCCAUUACAUUGGACUGGGAAGACGGUCAAGAACCAACAGCAUUGUCCAUGUUCUCCAUCGACGCGGCUACAUCGAUAACGCUAUUGUCACAAUCGCUUACCGUGGCCUCCACAAUCAAUAUUACCUCCUAGGAGAGUUUAACGAGAGAUACUGCGAAAAAGACAGACGUACGGUCAGCGUUGUAGGCGAUCUUCACUGGAUGUUCGAUGCAAAACAGGCCGCGUUUUUGAACCACAAAACAGCAGAGCACAAUUUUCGAAUUCUACUGGAAACCGACAGUAUCACAAUGAUGCCUCGAGAGAUUCUACGUUUGCUUCAAGAAACAGGAAUAAUCACCCCGGAUUAUCAAAAAAGCGAAGGUGAUGCCCACCAGAAUUACUAUACAAUCAACCCGAAGCAUCUGAAUGACACAUUCGAAUUCUUUUUCAAACUCAACAAGGAUCUUACUUUAUACUCCGAUUUAAAAUCCAUCGAUGUUAAAAAGUGGUAUUUUCCUGAAACAGAUACAGUUGUUAUCAACGCCGCUGCAUUGGAUCCGAACCCGGACAGAGUGGAAUGGGUUGUUGGCAGAGUUGUUUUAAUGAAGUACUGUGCCUUCCUUGACUACAACCAAAACACGAUCGCUUUUUCACCGGUGAUUCCUCCGCCUUAUGAGAUGCAUGGGUGAUGGAACACUUAUUAAAGCAGUUUGUGCGACACAGACGUUGAAAAACGCAGAUAUCUCAAUUAAAAAAUAUGUCCUUUGUGAAUUUAGAUCACUAUUUUUACUGUAUCUUCCAUAUCUUCUAGAUUUAUUAUACGUAUAAAGAAAAAACUUCUUAUAUUUUAAGAGCGUUUUCCAAUCCAAGCAUUUGGGUAGAAGAGGUUUUGUAUCUAUCACUUUACUCACUCUCUAUAAACUCCUAGGUAGGAGUGCAUGUAGAGAAUUCAAUGCAUUUUAUGCCUUGCCAGCUACGAUAAUGCUACACCAAAAAACCAUAUCUGAGGAUUAUAUUACUGCUGCUCCUUAAGACUUAUUUCCUUAAAAGACAAAAGUCUCCAAGUCAAGUCAACUUUAAUGCUGUCGCCUCUUUCUUGUUUGCUGUUUUCUUUGCUUUUCCAAAGAUCCACUUCCGCGAUAAUACUACACUCACUUGACAAAGGAACAAAGCAGACCGGUAGGAUAUUGAAGGCUUAUACAGCUUUCGUUUUACCCAUAUUAAUAUUUAAAAUAUAAUAGCUCUCUUAAAAAUUGCGUUUAUUUAGGAAAUAAACGCAAUUGACUUUUCAGUUUUGGGAAGGGUCGGAACUGGCCGCGAGUGGGUAUUGUUUGAGAUCAGACUAAAUUCUGCAGAAUUUUUGUUGCAAGAUGCUGAUUGCAACAACACGUACGGAGUCUGUCAGAAGUUUUGUAAUCAAGGUAUGUGCUGCUGUCAUUCUUUCUCUUUGACGCUGCAGUUUCGAACGUGUGGCAAAGAAUGCAUCUAGAAUGAGUUCAAACAAUAAAGCGGAUGUGAGUUUCUUUAGGAAGCCUUUUCUGAUUUAAAUAAUGCCGGGAACUCUGGUUACUCGCGUCCCAGAAUUCACCUAGACGCAUUUUUUUGCCACGUGAUUCGGUCAAGGUUACAUUCUAUCCGUACGAGGUCGGCCAAAAAGUCUUGAAACCUUUGACAUCGCGACACCGCACGAUGCGCAAACAUCUUAAAGCCUUUUUCGCCCGCCUAUUAAAACUUGAUAAGGGCUUCACUUUCAAGCAGAGUUUUGUCGCAUUUAUUGUAAUCCAAUAUGCUGCACAAGUGAAGAGCAACGGAUCAAACUCUGCUCUACUGCCGCGAAUGGGGCCUACCAGCACAACUCUACAAAGUUCCGGGUAACUGGCCGGCACUUUAGAACGGAGGCUGGAGCUGGGAUUUGGGCUGAGGACGAACUUUGGCUUGACAGCACGCGUGGGAUAAUAAGUGUCGGUACGGUACCGAUUGCGCUUCAGGUGGUACAAAAAGCCUUUUCUGCACGGAGCUCCGAGUAAGUUUGAACUCUUCAUCUUCUGCGAAAAAUCCUCUCUCUCAAUCGAUUCUUGGCUUUGCGUUUUAAUUAUUUUUUUUUUGCAACACAACUUUUCGCUUUGAGACUCAGAAUUACAGUUUUGCCGAGCCGGCUCGACUGAAAACGUUGGCGGAACCCGACUCGAGAGCCAAGUCUAAAUUGACCGAUUAUUUUUUAGUUCGGUCUUUGGCCUCGGCAGACAGUCAAAGACCCACGGCAUUGUCCAUGUUCUCCAUCGACGCGGGUACAUUGAUGAUGCGAUUGUCACCAUCGCUUCCCAUGGAUACUACGAUCGAGAUUACUUCAUGGGAGAGUACAAUGAGAGAUACUGCGAAAAAGACAGACAAACUGUCAACGUUGUAGGCGAUCUUCACUGGAUGUUCGAUGCAAAACAGGCCGCGUUUUUGAACCACAAAACAGCAAAGCACGAUUUUCGAAUUCUAUUGGAAACCGACAGUAUCACCAUGAUGCCUCGACGGAUUCUACAUUCCUUUUUGGAGUCAGGAAUAAUCGUCCCUGUUUAUAAAGAACGUAUUAACGACCCAAAUUUCUUUACAAUCAACCCGAAGCAUAGAAUAGUGAUAUGUAAAAUAAAUUUUAUAAUCUGAGUUCCUUGAAACACUUCCUUUGUAAGGUUGCUUUUUUACCCGUGCUUAAAGUGCGAGGUUCCGUAAGCCAGCGCCCAAAUAAAGAUUGUUCCCGCUGCGGGACCCAACACGGCAGGUCUCUCUUGCCAGAAAAUAAAAAAAUUGUUUUUUUGUUGUACAAAAUGGAUCAAACAGUGUGAAGAUGGAUGGAGAUCAGUGAAAAAGGUAUGUUUUAUCGUGUUUUCUGAUUUAGAGCAGCUCGGCAAAAAAUUUUACGAAAGCUGGUCCAAGAUUUUUUGUGUGUUGAGCGAUUUUACGCAAUUUUUUACAUAAGGAAGCAUAAAAAUGGGUGUAGCUUCCAAAACAACCGUCCAGGAGAGGUGGUGAUUGAGUUUUGGUCAAGUUAGGGUCAAAACCUUCACCAGACUACCUAGUGUAAUAUAUUUUUUUCUAGGAAUUCGAAUCCAGAUGAAGCCAGACGGCUAA
Messenger RNA from Bursaphelenchus xylophilus (pine wood nematode), 4161 nucleotides. NCBI's taxonomy places the organism in Eukaryota, Metazoa, Nematoda, Chromadorea, Rhabditida, Aphelenchoididae. The record is from the annotation of a GenBank genome assembly.